Molecule: messenger RNA, 2105 nt
Organism: Dicentrarchus labrax (European seabass)
Lineage: Eukaryota; Metazoa; Chordata; Actinopteri; Moronidae
Gene: znf622
Product: zinc finger protein 622
Exons: 7
Coding region: 154-1554 (466 amino acids)
Biological process (GO): ribosomal large subunit biogenesis
Cellular component (GO): preribosome, large subunit precursor
Molecular function (GO): zinc ion binding; nucleic acid binding
Source: RefSeq, a predicted model, not a curated record
CGGAAACGCUGGUUGCCAAAAGACAGGAAGAAGAAGAAGUAACCCGGAAGUUCCCCUCGCGUGGUGAACGGAGCACAUUUUACUAAAAAACAAAAACAGAUUAAAAAUCAUUUUGUCAUCUUCCGGAAGAGUCAGCUCACUGAAGUACUCGCCAUGGCGUCCUACACCUGCAUCAGCUGCAGAGUGGCCUUCACAGACGGCGAGGUGCAGCGAGCGCACUACAAGACCGACUGGCACCGCUACAACCUGAAGCGCAAGGUGGCCGACAUGCCGCCGGUCACCGCGGAGAACUUCCAGGAGCGCGUCCUGGCGCAGCGGGCGGCCGCCGAGCAGCAGCUGAGCGAGGCGGCGGCCACCGAGGGCUGCGCCACCUGCAACAAGAGGUUCUCCACCGCCAACGCCUACCAGAACCACCUGCAGUCCCACAAACACCAGCAGGCCGAGAAGCAGGCGCUGCUCGCCGCCCAGAGGAAGGUGGAGAAGAUGAACGAGAAGAACCUGGAGAAGGGACUCGGCGACGAGAAGCUGGACCGCGACGCCCGGAACGAGGCCCUGCAGCAGGCCCUGAAGGAGCAGCAGGGGAGGGCCCAGACGUCGCAGGCAGCGGCGAGGCAGCGGGCCGAGAAGCUGGAGAAACCUCCCAGGGUGAUGUGGCUGGAGGAGCAGGCCAAGAGGAGGGAGAGAGACGAGGGAGCCGCAGCUGGGGAAGAGGAGUGGGAGGACGUCGACGAGGAGGAAGAGGACGAUGAGAUGGAGGAGGAGGAGGAGGAGGAAGAGGAUGAAGAGGAGACGAUGGAUCACGAGGAAGGAGACCCCGCGGCUCCGUCCGACCCCCAGCCCGCCGCUCUGCCGGGCUCCAUCCCCGUCACCGACUGCCUGUUCUGCCCCCACCACUCCAAAUCCCUCAUGAAGAACGUCGCCCACAUGACCAAAGUCCACGGCUUCUUCAUCCCCGACGUGGAGUUCCUCGUCGACCUCAAGGGCUUCGUCCGCUACCUCGGGGAGAAAGUGGGUGCUGGGAACGUGUGUUUGUGGUGUAACGAGAAGGGCCGCUCGUUCUACUCGGCAGAGGCGGUACAGAGUCACAUGACGGACAAGAGCCACUGUAAACUCUUCACAGACGGCGACGCGGCCCUGGAGUUCGCAGACUUCUACGACUUCAGGAGCAGCUACCCAGACAGGAAGGAGGGAGAGGAUGCUGAAAUGGACGAAGAGGAGCUGCCCGAUGACAAGACCCUGGAGUACGACGACGACACGCUGGAGCUGACUCUCCCUUCAGGUGCCAAGAUCGGCCACCGCUCCCUCAUGAGGUACUACAAACAGCGGUUCGGCACUCAGAGAGCGGUGGCGCUGACCCACAAUCGGAACGCCGUUGGCAGAGUCCUGCGGCAGUACAGAGCUCUGGGCUGGGGGGGAGACGGAGGCCACGGCUUCUUUCAGAAACCGAGAGACAUGCAGUACGUACAGAUGAUGAAGUCGAAGUGGAUGCUGAAGAUGGGCAUGAGCCACAACACCACCAGGCAGAAACACUUCAGAGCCCAGGUCAUGUUCUAAACCCGGGGACCACCGAGAGGGGAAUCGAACGUGGAAUGUGACGCGGACUGGUGGAAAAGUUUCCAGUCAAUAAGACUUUUAAGCUCAGAAUUAAGUGCAGCUCCUCGCUCAGUGGCGGGAAGAAACAUCCAACACGCCGACCACGUCAUAUCAGUGCAGCCAUGUUGGUUUGAAGUUUGUUAACAGCAGAUAAAAAUCUAUUUUUUUCCUAGUAGGAAAUCAAAUUCAGACGUCUCUGUGUGGAACGUGUUUGUCCUCUGUAACUCUGCUUGAAACUGACCCCCCCCCCGAUAGGACUCCAGGUUGGAUGUUCUGGUGUCGCAUCACCUUCACCUAGGUGGAGAUCAAGAGCAUGAAUCAUACUUCCAGAAUUAUUUUAAAACUAUAUGGAUCAAGUAAAAGCUACAGUAGAUUGAUAUUAAGGAGUUGGUUUGACUGUUUUGGAAUCAGUUACAUUACAGUACUUGUUAACUAAUGACAGGAUUACAUCUUUAUGAUUUAAUGUGCUCAUACUACAUCCAAACAAAUAAAUGUGUUUCAUAUUUAUUGGA